This is a messenger RNA of Propithecus coquereli (Coquerel's sifaka), 1586 nucleotides long. RefSeq names its product Mab-21 domain containing 1 (gene CGAS). Gene Ontology annotation, molecular function: 2',3'-cyclic GMP-AMP synthase activity; chromatin binding; double-stranded DNA binding. The coding region runs from base 54 to 1586 and encodes 510 amino acids. NCBI's taxonomy places the organism in Eukaryota, Metazoa, Chordata, Mammalia, Primates, Indriidae. Gene Ontology annotation, cellular component: site of double-strand break; cytosol; nucleus. Gene Ontology annotation, biological process: positive regulation of defense response to virus by host; DNA damage response; cellular response to exogenous dsRNA. The transcript has 5 exons. The record is from RefSeq and is a predicted model, not a curated record.
CGCGGCCUUUCCCCAAAGUUUAGUCUUCUUUCGGGGAGCGAAGAGCGCUAGCCAUGGACCCUCGGUGCGGAAAGUCGACGCGGACAGCUUCGAAGGCCGGAACCUCGGUCCCCAAGGUUUCGGCGCGGAGUUCGAGGGGUGCCCCGACGGAACCCAGUGAGUCUCUAGGUGACCCCAAGGCCACCCAGCCCGACGCGGGGAGAUGCGGCUCCGCCAGGAAGUCAGGAUCCCAGCAGAAGAAGAGCGCCCCGGACUCCAAGAAGGUGACGCAGGCCCGCGCGCCGGGGUCCCGCGCCAAGAAGGCGGCUCUGCGCGCGGAGGACCCGGCCAGCGCUGCCGCGGCGCAGGAGCAGGCAGUUCCGGCGGAGGGGCUGGAGCCUCCCGCGGUCCCAGCGCCGUCCCUGCCCAGGGCUGGAUCUCGCCGCCAGGGGGGUGCGCGUUGCUUUGGGGAGCAGAGACCCCCGCCCAGGUCCACGAAGGUGCCCAGCUCCGACUCGCUCCUUCCGGCUGCGAGUCUCGACCGCAGGGAGGCGGCGCCUGGGGGCUGGAAGCUCCGGGCGGUGCUGGAGAAGUUGAGGUUGAGCCGCCCGGACACCUCGGCGGCGGCCGAGGUAGUGAACAGGGUCGUGGACCACCUACUGCGCAGACUGCAGAACUUCGAGUCCGAGUUCAAAGGCGUCGCGCUGCUGCGCACCGGGAGCUACUACGAGCAUGUGAAGAUUUCUGCACCCAAUGAAUUUGAUGUCAUGUUUAAACUGGAAGUCCCCAGAAUUGAACUAGAAGAAUAUCGUAACAGUGGUGCCUAUUACUUUGUGAAGUUCAAAAGAAAUCCAAAAGGAAAUCCUCUGAGUCAAUUUUUAGAAGGGGAGAUAUUAUCAGCUUCUAAGAUGCUGUCGAAGUUUAGGAAAAUCAUUAAGGAGGAAAUUAAAAAUAUUGAAGAUGCAGAUAUCAUUGUGGAGAGGAAGAAAAGAGGGAGCCCUGCUGUAACACUUGUCAUUAGAAAACCUGAAGCAAUAUCUGUGGAUAUAAUCCUGGCUUUGGAAUCAAAAAGUAGCUGGCCUGCUAGCACCCAAGAAGGCAUGCCCAUCAAUAACUGGCUUGGAGCAAAAGUUAAGACCAAACUAAGACGACAGCCAUUUUACCUCGUACCCAAGCAUGCAAAGGAAGGAAAUUGUUUUCAAGAUCUCCCAUCAUUCCAAAUUAUCUAUAUUCAGGCAAAACCCUGCCUCUCUGGGAAAGAUUGCUUAAAACUAAUGAAAUACCUUUUAGAACAGCUGAAAAAAAAGUUUGAGAACCGAAAAGAACUGGAUAAAUUCUGUUCUUACCAUGUGAAAACUGCCUUCUUCCAUGUUUGUACCCGGGACCCUGAUGACAGUCAGUGGUGCUCCAAAGAUCUGGAAUUCCGCUUUGACGACUGCGUGACAUACUUUCUUCAGUGCCUCAGGACAGAACAACUUGUGCAUUAUUUUAUUCCUAGAGUCAAUCUAUUCUCUCAAGACCAAAUUGACAAAACAAGUAAAGAAUUUCUGUCAAAGCAAAUUGAAUAUGAAAGAAACAAUGGAUUUCCAGUUUUUGAUGAAUUUUGA